CAGGCCCAGCUGCGCGAGGCGCUGCCGACCCUGCGGCCUGCCGCGCUGCCGGAGCCGCCAGAGCCGGCGCGGGGCCCGGGCCCCCGCAGCAGCAUCUCCGACGAGGAGCACGCCAACGUGGUGCGCCUGGUGCAGGAUGCUAUCGAGGGCGGCUUUCUCUACCAGCUGAACUUCGCCAGGCAGUGGACAGGCCAGCUGCGGGAGGCACCCUGGGAGCUCAUGCGGCGCCUGUUCGCCGACAACCCAGCUCCCUUCUCGGCUUUUCUGCACGCGCCGGACGAGCGGCUGGCGCUCUGCUCCUCGUCGCCCGAGUCCCUGCUGUCGGUCCGUGGGGGCGUGGCGACCACCUCGCCCAUCAAGGGCACCUGCCCGCGCGGCGGGGACGCCGCCGAGGACGCGGCUCUGCGGGCCGAGAUGGCUGCUUCCCGGAAGGAGGUGGCAGAGCACCUGAUGUUGGUGGACCUCAUGCGGCAUGACCUCGGUCAGGUCUGCGACCCGGGCUCGGUGCUGUGGGAGCGCUGGCGGGUCGAGACCUUCCCCGCAGUGCAGCACAUGGUGAGCCUCGUGCGGGGGCGCUUGCGGGACGACGCAGACUCCUGGGAGGCGCUCGGGGUCCUCUUCCCUGGCGGCUCCGUCACGGGCUGCCCGAAGACGGUGACCAUCGCCGCCAUCGAGGAGCUGGAGAGUUGCUCGAGAGGCUUCUGGACGGGUAGCAUGGGGUACGUCGACCUCGAUCGCGGCGACUCGCAGUGGAGCAUAUUGAUCCGCACUCUGGAGGCGCGCCGGUGCGGCGAGAACGGGUCCACAACCUGGACGGCGGAGGUGAAGGAUGCCUCCUGCCCCGCACUGCGUCGUCUUCGCCAAAGCCACUCCGCAAUGCAGGCCAGUUUGCUUCAUUGUCGCUGAUGAUCUCGUCUCGUUCAGGCAAACAUGCUCAAUAUUGUUCAGGAAGGCUGCGAUCCGCUACACCAAGUUCCGAAUACAUGAUACCUGCUAUGGGUACCACAUUGCCCAUCAGUCAGUGAGGCUGAAGUGGUUCUCAGUCGAUUACAAGUCUCAGUUCUCAGACACACGUGUUAAAGCGGGUGGUGCGCUCAUUCCUUGGAGUGAAGUUGUUCCCCACUAAAGGCGUUUCGCGUGUGCUUCGCAGUUGGUUCACCUCUUCUUGCAAGUUUUGAAUUUCAAGGUGCACAUUGGCGUUCUCUAUCGCAUUGGUUCUUCCCUUAGACCCUGAGCGCGGUUGGCAUAUCCUGUCACGUUUGGUGACAUUCGUCAGACAUACGGGUCAAUGAUUGCCCACUUGGGGGAAAACAACAGACACACAUAAUCGACCCACGAGUGAAAUCGCAGGGCGCGCAAGACGCCUCGGUAACAAGCAGGGCCCGCGUAACGCAGCCAGCGAAUUCACGUAGAUAGCAAGAGCCAUCGCUUGAGUUAUAGCGCCAUUAGGCACCAAGGGCGGUUGCAAGUGACUGCCAUGUGUGAUUGUUUUGCCAAGUAAGCACGUUUACGCCAGUCACCGGGCCAGGAACCAGUGGCAUUUUCAGAUACCAGACUUGACAGCGAAAGCGCGCCAAAAGGAAAUGGACGAUUCCACAAACAUUGAUAAUAUUAGCGAUGAAGACGGCUGACAAUGACUGGUGUGGAAUAUAUUGGCACGCCCAGGGCAGAUAUAAGUAGAUGUGACGAGGUGAACCUUCGCUCGCGGUCGGUAGCGCAGCAAAUCAAACACACGCGGUAUUAGACAAUUCGAAGUGCAGUUCGAGACCACAGGAAUCUGGGAAAUCAUGCAUCUCAAUGGUUAUGACCGAAGGGGUAUGGUAAAGAGUGCAGCCACUUGCGACUAGCCGGAAGAUCCUCAGUCAGCAUUGUCGCGAGGCUCAGAUGGUGCCACAAUUGGAGCGUCUCGUUGGUCGAAGUAAGAAGUUGAGCCAACAUGUUGAGGCAGUAAAGGCGCGGGUUAAAAGAGUGGAGGGUGAACAAGACAAUGUCGUUUCAGGCGGGGCAACCCGAGGGCUGGAGCGUAGCGCCACGGUGCAUGAUAUAUGUCGAGCACAGUGAGUGUUGCGUUCGUUGGUGAACUCAAUGAAGUGAGCGCCGCCGCCGGCGAAACCGUUCCAGGUGACGCCGAAGGGUCAGAUGUUGCGCGGUCGAUCUCGUUGACACUUGGAGAAGUGCUGACAACCGGGCACUGUGACCUAAGCUGUGAAACCUAACCGACCUUUGCCUGAGCGGCGAGCUAAGCCGCAGCCGUAUCAGGCCCUGCUUGGGCCGAAACCCAAGUCGCAACCAGCUCAGACUUCACCUGCGACGCAAGCUACCGCUCAAAGCGCAGAGUCACAACCGAAGAGUGGCAGCCAGGAGCGCAG
Molecule: messenger RNA, 2369 nt
Organism: Prorocentrum cordatum
Lineage: Eukaryota; Dinophyceae; Prorocentrales; Prorocentraceae
Source: the annotation of a GenBank genome assembly